Messenger RNA from Zymoseptoria tritici IPO323, 1986 nucleotides. RefSeq lists its product as uncharacterized. Bases 1 to 1572 code for a protein of 523 amino acids. The transcript has a single exon. Lineage: Eukaryota; Fungi; Ascomycota; Dothideomycetes; Mycosphaerellales; Mycosphaerellaceae. Gene Ontology annotation, biological process: SRP-dependent cotranslational protein targeting to membrane, translocation; SRP-dependent cotranslational protein targeting to membrane. Gene Ontology annotation, molecular function: endoplasmic reticulum signal sequence receptor activity; 7S RNA binding; ATP hydrolysis activity. Gene Ontology annotation, cellular component: cytosol; signal recognition particle, endoplasmic reticulum targeting. The record is from RefSeq and is a predicted model, not a curated record.
AUGGUUCUCCAAGAUCUCGGGCGACGUAUCAACGCCGCCGUCAACGACCUCACACGAUCUCAGACCCUCGACGAGAAGGCCUUCGAUGGCAUGAUCAAGGAGAUCUCCAACGCCCUGGUAGAAGCCGACGUCUCAAUAAAGCUCGUCUCGACCCUACGCAAGACCAUCAAAACCUCCGUCAAGUUCUCAGAACUCCCACCCUCCGCCAACAAGAGACGCAUAAUACAAAAAGCCGUGUUCGACGCUCUCGUCGACAUAGUAGAUCCACAUCAAAAACCAUACGAACCUCGAAAAGGCAAAUCAAAUGUCAUCAUGUUCGUCGGAUUACAAGGUGCCGGCAAGACCACAACCUGCACAAAACUCGCCCGAUGGUAUCAAGCACGAGGCUUCAAAACCUGCCUCGUCUGCGCCGACACAUUCCGAGCAGGAGCCUUCGAUCAACUCAAACAAAACGCCACAAAAGCCAAAAUUCCCUACUACGGCUCCCUCACACAAACAGACCCCGUAGUCGUCGCCCGCGAUGGAGUCAACCAAUUCAAGAAGGAACGCUUCGAGAUCAUCAUCGUUGACACCUCCGGUCGCCACCACCAAGAAGACGCUCUCUUCGCCGAAAUGACCGAGAUCCAAUCCGCCGUGCAACCCCACCAAACCGUCAUGGUUCUCGACGCCUCCAUCGGGCAAGCCGCAGAAUCACAAUCCCGAGCUUUCAAAGAAACCGCCGACUUUGGCGCCAUCAUCAUUACGAAAACCGACGGCGCUGCGGCAGGAGGUGGAGCCAUAUCCGCUGUUGCCGCAACACAUACCCCCAUCAUCUUCAUCGGAACAGGCGAACAUCUCCUCGACAUGGAAAAGUUCAAUCCGCAAUCUUUCGUCUCGAAAUUGCUCGGUAUGGGCGACAUGCAAGGUUUGAUGGAACACGUACAAUCCCUCCGUCUAGAUCAGAAAGACACGAUGAAGAACAUUACUGAAGGCAAAUUUUCCGUUCGCGACUUGAGGGAUCAACUUCAGAACAUCAUGAAGAUGGGCCCGUUGUCCAAAAUGGCGGGUAUGAUCCCUGGACUCUCGGGAAUGAUGGGGGGCAUGGACGACGAAGAAGGCUCGAUGAAACUCAAACGCAUGAUCUACAUUUGCGACAGCAUGACGGUCAAGGAACUGGACUCGGACGGCAAGAUCUUCGUCGAUCAGCCUGCAAGAAUGACUCGCGUGGCGAGGGGGAGUGGCACGAGUGUCCGCGAAGUGGAGGAACUGUUGACACAACAACGCAUGAUGGGCAACAUGGCGAAGAAGAUGAAGGGCGGAAUGCAAAAUAUGCAGAACGCACAAAAGGCGAUGGGUGGCGGCAACCAGAAAGCCCAGAUGGCGGCGAUGCAGAAGCGUAUGGCCGCCAUGGGCCAAGGCGGAGCGGGUGGCGCUGGAGCGGGAGGCAUGCCGGAUAUCGGAGCAAUGAUGAAGAUGAUGGGUGGAGGUGGAGGCGGCAUGCCGAAUUUGGGAGGCAUGGAUAUGCAGAAGAUGAUGAGUAUGCUCGGUGGCGGAGGUGGGAUGCCGGGCAUGGGUGGAGGUGGGAAGAGGUAGCGGGUAUCUGCAAAGGCCAUCCAACCCCAGUUACACCUUGCCCUGGCUCGUCGAUAUGCCCUCCGUCCCUUGAGUACAGCGCUGAUCGAUCUCCGCGCCGCCCGCUCUCGUCCAGCAAUCUCCGUCGACGGUCCCACCCUUGUGCUUUCGCAGGUUACAGCGCCUGAUCACUGAGAACUCCCAUCCGCCGCUCAGGAACUGCAAUAACGGGCGCGUGUUGCAUAGUCGUCUGCUUGGCAGAGCGGAAUGAGGAUGGUGGCUGAGAAAACAAGGCGGAAGGCGGUGGAGUUCAUGUUUGCGAUUGCUUGGAGGUGCUUGAUGAGUCUAGCGCGGCGGACGAUGGCGCGGAAUCUGAGGGUGGCCGGGUCCGCGAAAUGGUGAACCUUUACUGCGAACGGUAAACUCCUUGAUCUC